Messenger RNA from Phacochoerus africanus (Common warthog), 763 nucleotides. It is a transcript of the gene C8H1orf232, whose product is annotated as chromosome 8 C1orf232 homolog. NCBI's taxonomy places the organism in Eukaryota, Metazoa, Chordata, Mammalia, Artiodactyla, Suidae. The record is from RefSeq and is a predicted model, not a curated record.
CUGAGCCACCACCUUCCCGUGCCUGGGUGCCAGGCCCGCUUCCCCUACAGCCAUGAACCAGGCCUUUUGGAAGACCUACAAAUCCAAAGUGCUACAGACCCUGAGUGGCGAAUCUGAGGAGGAUCUGGCAGAGGAGAGGGAGACCCCAGUGUCAGUGGAGUCUGAGAUGGCAGAACCAAAUGAAGAGGACUUCAAUCCCGUCACAGCUGGCCCGCCGGGUGAGUUCUCCUUUCUUCCACCUCAGCUCUGGGAAGCCUGGCAGAAACUGCUCUGGAGUCCUGGGAGGUGGCGCUGGGGCCCCUCCCUGACUCCUGGCCUCUCCCCCCAGGUUCAGGGGGUUGGGAUGAAAGGUUGGCUGACAAUGUCGUCUCUGUUUAACAAAGAAGAUGAGGACAAGCUGCUGCCACCAGAGCCCUGUGCCGACCACCCGCUGGCCGCGCAGCCCGCCUCGUCCGCAGCAGCGGCGACUCAGCCGCGCGGGCCCGGGUUCUGGGACGCGGUCGCCAGCAGGUGGCAGCAGCAGCAGGCGGCGGCGGUGUCCAUGCUGCGCGGCGCGGAACCCGCCCCGGAUCCCGACCCUGAAGCCGGAGACGAGGCCACCGAGCGUCCCGAGCCGCGGGAAGGCGACCCUGCAGCCGGUUUCAAGUGGGGCUUCCUCACCCACAAACUGGCCGAGAUGAGGGUGAAAGCUGCGCCCAAGGGUGACUAGCCGGCCAGCCAGCCAGCCGGCUGCACUGAGCGCCCGCUCCUCCCCUUCGGUGAU